AUGGCAUCCUACUUCACCUCAAUCCCUGUAUCGAUCCCUUACUCGUGGCAGAAGCGGCUACUCCUGUUCGCUCUCAACCGGCUCGAUUUCAUCGAUACCCACGGCCUUGACCUUGAUAAUCUUGGUGGACUGACAUGGGGACGACGCUCUGUGGUCGAGCUCAAAAAUGUCCUCAUCAAAAUCGAGACGCUCGCUGAGCGUGCAAAUCUCCCGCCCUCGAUUGCGGUCGAAAAUGCCUCCAUCGCCGUCCUCCGCCUGACCGUUCCCGCCGAUUUGAGUACUGAUCCCAUCAAUGUAGAGGUUGAAGGAGUCCGGAUUAUGGCUAGACUGCGCAAAGAUGAUUCCCCGCAAGUAUCCGGCAAGGGCGCUGAUACAUCUCCGAGUCACAAGGACAGAGCAAACCGUCCGCGGUUAGCCUCACAUCCCACUCAUGACCCAGGUGGAAGGUCCCAUCGACCUCGCGAAGGCAUGCACCUUGAAGUUUCUCACGUUAUUCCAACUUCAGAAGAUCUGGCAGCCUCGUUCCUCGAGUCAGAGACAAGAGCGGAAAGAGAAGAACUGGAAGCCAUCGUUGGAUCGCACUCUCAGUUUAUGACCGAGUCGGUUUCGUCCGCUUCCUCUGGCAAUGAAGACGACACCGGCCUGGGUCUGCCUGCCGGCUUCGCCCUGCCAACCUUUCUGACGAGUUAUUUCCAGGGCAUUGCUGAUCACUUGACCUUGAAAAUCACCAACGUGGAGGUGUCCGUACGGCUUGAACUCACCCCUCUAGACGGUGCUGAGAGCGACGAGUCGAUCUUCAUUAUCAGAGUCGACAAUUUCGACAUAGGUUCUUUAAAGCGACAGGUGGAGGCAGGGGCAGUGUCGAAGCCACCUCGUCGACUUGCCCUUCGAGGCUUACACAUCGAUCUCGAAGUUGACCAAGACGUUUUCUCGCACCCGAGCUCACCGAGACUCGAUCGACAGUCUCUCAAAUCUUCGUCGUCUCAUCUGCGAGGUUCUGUCGCAAGUGACGAGCAAGACGACCGCUCAGAUGCUACUACGACUUCCUUUGCCCCCUUCGCUAGCGACAUAGAGCCUCACCCCGCCGGAUCUAGGCAACGCCGACCUGCUUUUACCAGUCUUGUGGCUUCUGCAUCAUCGUCUAGUGCUGAUCCCGAACCUAGUGUCUCCUCGCUCGCCUCCUCGCCUGGAAUUGCUUCACCUGAUCGUCAGUCACAGCUCUUGCCAACAGCCAGCCGUCUGGGCGCUUCCUCUGAGAUCGACAACUUGGUUCAGGCGCAGUACCAGGAGAGUAGUUCGAUGGACACCAGUGAUGGUCUGGGAAUUGGUCUCCGCAGCAACGAUCUGACGGAAUCGACACUGUUUACUCAUGAAGAAGCUGAAAGCAUGUACAUGAGUGCUGUCAGCCAAGCAUCGUCUCAAGCUGGAUCAUUGCGGCAAAUGCCUGGCGCAUGGGAUUGGUCGAACGAUCUGCCAACUCAUGUUGAGGAGUCUGUUGAACAAAGUCCACAAAUGGCACAAGAUGAUCAACUCCCCAGGCAUUCCACAGAGAAAGAACCCUCGCCGGAUUUCCAGGCUGACUCCAGGUUGGAGCGCCCUUUCGCGAAUCACGAGGACCGUUCGGAUUCAAUGCACGCUGCCGAGACCGAUGCACCAGAAGUCCCAACCCCAACAGUAUCCCAUGCAGUGCUGUCUAGAGCCCCAGAAAGUCUCCCAGAGGCAUUGUCUGUGUCAAAAUCAAACACUGUUCGGCUUGCCUCCCUGGAGAGUCUUACGAUUGUCAUUCCCGAGCAGAAGCUUGCUGAUGCGACUGAGACUUCUCGUCCACGUACCUAUCCCCGCCAUGAAGCACGCAAAGAGGUUCGGCAGUCUACCUAUUCUUCCACCUUGUCGACAUCAAGACUUCCGACUCAGCCUUUAGCCAGUAAACCCGCCUCUUCUGCUCCAAAUAAGACCAGCACGUAUCUAGAGACUGGUCAGUUGAGAAUGGACGUGGACUUGGGGAUUUGCAAGCUGCUGGUUCGAAUUGCGGGCAACAUCUUGAAAAUGCUGCCGCCCCGAGAUGGAUCUGCCGAACAGCAAGCGCCACCGUCUAGCUCAAUUGAGCAACACCUCCUUCCGAAUAUCAAGCUAGGGGAAAUGUUGUUCAAUUUUCAUGAAGGGCGCAGCCUUAGAGCUUCUUUAGGGCAAUCAGAAUGCCCGAACAAGCUGGAAGAUGCCCUUCUGUCGCUCUCAUUGAAAGGACUCGAGCUUGUGAACGAAGACACAGUCCUCCGUCGACUGAUGGUAUCGAGCAUCAAGAUCCGUCACGCAGCGCAAGACGUGAUGUGGUUUGUGGAGACGGUCAAUGUUCGCGAGUCCAUUGCUAGCAGUGCCAUGCUGAAACCUCAUGAUUUAACCUUGACCAUGGACGGUGAGCGAACGGAAGUAUUCAUAAAGCCCGUCCACGUGGUUGUCGAUCUGCUGCUUGUCGACGAUGUCUUGAGCCGCGGUGGUGGACUUGACUCGCUUCUGGAUCUGGGCAAUUCGAUCAUGUCGACUCACAACAGCAUCACACCUCCGAAACAAACAAGUCCGAAACUCCAACAGCGGACCGUGCGAUUCAACACGCCUGACCACUCGAGGCCGCGCUCGGGUAGUGAGCCCUCAUCUGGCCUGGGUAAGCUUAACAUACGCGUCGGCGGAUCUAUCAUCGAUCUCGUUGGCUCAGCGGCGUCGAUACAGGUGAAGACCUCGGCCAUCAAAUUUGUUCUUCGGCCCGCUGCAGCACGAGUUGUAGUAGACGGCGCGAUGAUUGAAGGACCAAUCCUGGAUGGCGCAAAAGCUCCCACUCCAAUCUUCAUCAAGGUGAAGGCUCUUGAGCUAGUCUACUGCGAUGUGCCUGAGGAAGGGGAUCUCGACAGGUUGCUAUCACUUAUCACCCCAUCGAACGACAAGUAUGAUAAAGAUGACGAUAUCAUGGUCGAUACACUUCUCAAUCAGCGUCGUAAAGCUGGUGUGCUCCACCUGGAGGUCGCCGAUGUCCAGCUUGAUGUUCAAGGCUUUGAAUGGCAACAGCACAUUGCCAAAUUGUCGGACGAGCUAGCAAAGUUAUCUUCCGUUACCAAGUACCUGCCGGAGGACGACAGACCAGGGCUCCUAACGUUUGCUCUUCUGCAGAAGUUUGGACUCCGUUUUGCAAUUCAUGAAAGCUUCGGUCCUCUUUUCUUCAAGGCUGAGCUUCUAGAAGGAGCGCAUAUUGCUAUGCCGGCCCUCACAGCAGCCCAGGUCUCAAGCUGGUCUCUGGCUCGUAACAAGGAUGAUUUACUCAUUGGUGAGGUACUGGCCCAGAAUGAUGUAAUGAGCCCACCGAUGCUGAUGUGCCGCUUUAUUGCUGGUGAGAUGGAGCCUACCGUUCGAAUAAAGCUCACGAAUACUUCCGUGGAGUACAAAGUAACCACUCUGAUGGCCAUCACGGACCUUCUCGAGAAACUUGAUCUCAGUUCCAGGCAUACACCCAAAGACUCCUCUCAGCCACUCAGUCCAGCUUCAUCUCGGAGCAGUGAAGUCCCAGACUUUGCAAGGAAGGUCAAGGUUUCACUCGUCCUUAGAGAUUCAGCUGCUGCUUUGUACCCACUAGGCAGCUCGGCAAAAGGUCUUUUCAUUCUGACCGACACGACAGUGAGCUAUGAGUCUCAGAAAAGGGGCCCAAAGAUCUCGUUGGAUAUGAAGAAAGCAUCCCUUUUGAUUAUCAAUUCCACAGUAACUCUUGGAGCUGGCGUUGGCAACGCAGAUGAGAAGCUGUAUUUUGACCAGAACGAUCAGAUUCAGAAAUUGACGAAGCUUGGUUAUGUGCCAGUGGCGUCAUUGACCUCUGUUACGGCUGCGGUCAAUGUUGUUGAGCAAGCGCACGAACCACGGCAGCGUAUCGACGUCGAACUCAACAAGGCGCUCCUGUUCAUGGAAACGUGUGCAGAUUCGACCCAGACUUUGGGCCAGAUACUGGGCGCUCUCUCGCCUCCUUCAGCCCCGUCAAAGGAUGCUCAGUACCGGACUGAAGUCAUUCCGAUCGAGAACUUGCUUGCUUCUUUCACCGGCAAUGCAUUCGUUUCCGAAGCUGGCCGUGAGCUCGGUAUGGAUGCUUCUCAGAUCUCUGCUGCGCUGAGUCAUAGUUUGCAAAACGAAAGUACGGCAGAAUCUGGUCUCCUCGGCGGGGUUUAUGAGGAGGAUACAGAGGCCGCUAUGGAAGACAGCUACAUUUCGGACAUGGCUAGCUCAAUAGCCUCCUCAUCGAUCCACAUCGCACCCGUCGAUGUGACUGCGCCUGAUCCAGAUGACCUUGCCCAGAGCGUGAUGGUACAUAGCAUGCUUGACUUCAGAGAAGACCAUUUUACGCAGAAACCAAGUGAUGGAAGCACUGCACACCGUUGGAACUCAGCGAAGAACACGUAUGAGCUCGCCAAUGAAGCUGCUGAUCAGAAGUCCCCCCUCACAGUCAAAGCUAGGAACUUCCAUAUCAUCUGGAAUCUGUUCGAUGGAUACGACUGGCAGGGGACGAGGGACACAAUAUCACAAGCCGUUCGGAACAUUGAGGAGAAGGCCAUGUCCAAACGGCCCGGCACCAAAUCUCCAGGCAUAGAAGAGGACGAUGACGACGUAAUAGGAGACGUGCUCUUCAACUCGAUCUACAUAAGCAUUCCAGCGAACAAGGACCCACGGGAUCUAACUAGUGCUAUUAACCAUGACAUCGAUGACAUGGUGAGCGAGACAGGCAGCUAUGCGACGUCAACCACUGUAACAGCAACGCCCUCACGUCAAGUUCGUCGGCAAUCAGGUCUGCGCCCUCGACCGAAAAAGCUCAAGUUGAGCCGGAGCAAGAAUCACAAGAUCUCGUUCGAGUUGCAGGGCCUGGUGGUCGACUUCAUCGCCUUCCCGUCAAGCAGUGGAGAAGUGCAGAGUUCGAUUGAUGUUAGAGUGCACAAACUCGAGGUUUUCGACAAUGUUCCGACAUCGACGUGGAAGAAGUUUGCUACAUAUCUGCACGAAGCCGGUGAGCGCGAAGUUGACAAAAGCAUGGUCCACAUCGAGAUGCUCAACGUUAAACCCGUGCCAGACCUUGCCGCAUCCGAGAUUGUCAUGAAGGUAACGGUGCUACCGCUAAGACUUCAUGUCGACCAAGAUGCGCUUGACUUCAUGACGAGGUUCUUUGAGUUCAAAGACGAAAGCGAUACAGCGCCAUCAACACCCUCUACGCCGCCUUUCAUCCAGCGCGUUGAAGUCAACCCAGUCAAACUCCAGCUUGACUACAAGCCGAAGAAGGUUGACUACGCAGGUUUACGCUCAGGCCGAACAACUGAGUUCAUGAACUUUAUGAUACUAGAAAGAACCAAUAUCGUGCUGCGCCGGGUGAUUCUGUACGGAGUCUCGGGCUUCGACAGAAUGGGCAUCACACUGAAUAACAUCUGGUCACCAGAUGUGCGCCGUAACCAGCUGCCCACAGUCCUUGCUGGCCUGGCUCCUGUGCGCCCUCUUGUUGAUGUUGCAAGCGGGGUACGUGAGCUUAUAGCCGUGCCGAUCCGCGAAUACCAGAAGGAUGGACGGCUGGUGCGAAGUAUUCAGAAGGGUGCUGCUGCCUUUGCAAAAACGACCGCGACGGAGCUUGUCAAUCUUGGUGCGAAACUAGCUGUAGGGACGCAGCAGGUGCUCCAGAACACGGAAGGCGUGCUGGUGGCUAAUGAAAAAGAGAUGGACACGGAUGAAGAGGCCACAAAACAGAUUUCGCUGUAUGCAGAUCAGCCAGUUGGCAUUGUGCAAGGCCUCAGAGGCGCAUACGCCAGCCUUGAGCGAGACUUACUUCUUGCUAGAGACGCCAUUGUUGCUGUCCCCGGAGAAGUGAUGGCUAGCGGCACGGCAGCUGGUGCAGCAAGAGCUGUGCUGAAGCAGAGCCCCACCAUCAUCCUACGCCCAGCUAUCGGUGCCACAAAAGCUGUUGGUCAGACGUUGAUGGGCGCGGGUAAUGCUCUGGACAAGCGGAAUCUGAGGAGGAUUGAAGACGUGAGUGCUCGCCAUCCCUUGUCCUGUCGAGUUGACAUACUAAGUCCUGGCAGAAAUACAAGCGUCACUGAUCGACGAGUCUAG
Messenger RNA from Cyphellophora europaea CBS 101466, 6117 nucleotides. RefSeq lists its product as uncharacterized. Gene Ontology annotation, biological process: autophagosome assembly; autophagy of mitochondrion; piecemeal microautophagy of the nucleus. Lineage: Eukaryota; Fungi; Ascomycota; Eurotiomycetes; Chaetothyriales; Cyphellophoraceae. Gene Ontology annotation, molecular function: phosphatidylinositol-3-phosphate binding. The transcript has a single exon. The coding region runs from base 1 to 6117 and encodes 2038 amino acids. The record is from RefSeq and is a predicted model, not a curated record. Gene Ontology annotation, cellular component: extrinsic component of membrane; phagophore assembly site.